AUGGAAAAUGGCAAAAAAUGUGCAAACAUCAAACGUAUUAUUUUAUGCGGAGUUUUGACUGUCUUGGCCAUUAUAACUGGUUGGCUGAUCUACGCUUAUUUUAACUAUCAAACUCCUUCUGAAGAUCAUCACUUUAUCCCAGUUCCCCAAGAAAUAGACGAAUUUACCCGCCAAUUAUAUAAACUGGAAUUGAAGCAUAAUCCUUAUUUAAUUAAAGUAAAUUUUCAGGGUAAAACUGAUACUAGCGCUACAGAUGAUGUGGCACCACAACCUCUUUUACAGGUUAAUGAAACAGCUUUAUCAUUGCCUAACUUAAAAACCACUUUACUAUUACGUCGUUUAUAUGAUAACUAUGAAUUAUUCACAUAUCAGAAUGAGGAUAUAACUUCCGAGGAAAGAGAGGAAGAAAUGGAUUUCCUAAAAGCUAUACUUGAUACUGCCAUUAUGAAGCAGACAAUGGAGUUUUUGAAAUCCAAGGAUGUUGUUACCAACAAUACCGACAGCCACUUGGAGCUGUUAAAAACCCUAUGGUUUUAUCCCUACUCACGCAAGCCAGGUGAUAAAGUAUUAAGCAGCACUGGAUUUGAACAUGUAUUCUUAGGAGAGAUACGCAAAAAAACUGUGCUUGGCUUACACAAUUGGGUGUAUUUUAGUGAUCAGGAGCGUUUGGGCCACAUGGAUUAUAAAGGCUAUAUUGAGAAAGAGAGUCUGGCCGAGGGCUAUCAGUAUAUUGUGACCUUUCGUUCGCAAUUUUACAAUAAAUCAAAGCCCUAUAAUGGUAUUUUUGUGGGCACAAGUCCAGAACUAGAAAUGAGUUUGUAUACAGUGUGUUUUGUACUCCGUGGUGGUAAAUCAUGUCCUGUGCAGUUGGGCGAUUUAAAAUUUAAAAUCGUAACUUGGCCUUUAGUUCAGGAUGGUAAGAAAACUAUUGGUUCGGCGUAUCCUUCAUUAAAGUGAUUUAAGGAAGGAGUUGAAGUAAAGGCAAAUUGAUAAAAAUUAGAUAAUAUAAAUUCUGAGCAUAAUUUGUAAUA
Molecule: messenger RNA, 1031 nt
Organism: Calliphora vicina (urban bluebottle blowfly)
Lineage: Eukaryota; Metazoa; Arthropoda; Insecta; Diptera; Calliphoridae
Product: endoribonuclease CG2145-like
Exons: 5
Coding region: 1-957 (318 amino acids)
Molecular function (GO): RNA endonuclease activity
Source: RefSeq, a predicted model, not a curated record